UCCGCACAACACACACAAGCUCAUCCAUCCAUUAUCCAUCCUUCCAGGCAAGAGCAGAGAAGCAAGCAUACGGUGCUAGCUGCGAGCACAAGAAGCAGGCGGCAAUGGCGAGGCAUCGCCUCCUUGCCGUGCUCCUCGUCGGGGUAGUGGCAGCCUCCGCUUUUCACCAAGCGGCCGCCGCUGGCCGAGGCCUUGCUGAUGUCGAGAAGCUCCCGGAGCCUGAGCCUAAACCUAUGCCAUACCCAGAGCCAAAGCCCGAACCCAAACCGGAGCCAAUGCCGAAGCCCAUGCCACAGCCAGAGCCAAAGCCAAAACCAGAACCUAAACCAGAACCUAAACCGGAACCCAAGCCUGAGCCAAUGCCCAAACCUGAGCCGAAACCAGAGCCCAAGCCCGAACCAUUGCCUAAGCCAGAGCCCAAACCUGAACCUAAGCCAGAACCAAAACCCGAACCAUUACCCAAACCUGAACCUAAACCAAUGCCCAAACCUGAACCCAAGCCUGAACCACUGCCUAAGCCAGAGCCAAAACCGGAACCCAAGCCUGAACCUAAACCUGAGCCAAAGCCCAAACCGGAGCCCAAACCGGAACCUAAGCCAGAGCCAAAACCAGAGCCUAAGCCUGAACCAAUGCCUAAACCCGAGCCUAAACCCGAGCCUAAGCCCGAACCCAAACCUAUGCCAGAGCCCAAGCCUGAACCCAAACCUAUGCCAGAGCCUAAGCCGGAACCAAUGCCUAAACCAGAGCCCAAACCCGAGCCUAAGCCCGAGCCCAAGCCUGAACCCAAACCUAAGCCAGAGCCUAAACCGGAGCCUAAGCCUGAACCAAUGCCUAAGCCUGAGCCCAAACCGGAGCCAAAGCCGGAACCAAUGCCUAAGCCUGAGCCCAAACCGGAGCCAAAGCCGAAACCAAUGCCUAAACCUGAACCAAAGCCAGAGCCCAAGCCUGAACCCAAACCGGAGCCGCCACCAAAGGGAAAACCACCGUCAACUGACAUUUGAUAGAUUACAUGUUGUCCGAGUGUGGAGCUAGCUUAUGGAUCGUCACAACAUGCUAUUCCUGGAAUAAGUGGCGCCAUUACAUCAUAUCAUCGUAUCCCGAUAUCUAGAUAGUGAAGAUAUGAAUCUUUUUGUAUUUCAUGUACUCCAGUCCGAUCCUCUUAUCUUUUAUCCAUGUAUCCACGAUGAGUGUAGCGACUUCUUUGAUUAUUUUUUACCUGUUCGAUUGUUCAUGUUUAUCGAUGGAUGUGACUCGCCAUACUUCUUAUGUAUGUAUGUGCAUGGACUGUUUAUAAUAAUGGGACAUUUUCUCUA
Messenger RNA from Lolium perenne, 1313 nucleotides. Lineage: Eukaryota; Viridiplantae; Streptophyta; Magnoliopsida; Poales; Poaceae. The record is from RefSeq and is a predicted model, not a curated record.